ACGCGGACACGGUUUCUUUUUCAUUACCUAAUUAAGAAUUUGACAACUAUACAAAUUGUGCAAACCACUCACAACUGCACUCACUCGCCCUAUUGACUCACCCAAUGGCUGAACGACUUCACCCAAACACUUUACCAACCGACCCUCAAACGACGUCGUCUGAGGAAAACGCAUUCGCUUCCAACGCUGUUCCAAAGCCUCCGGGGGAAUCCUACAUCAUUCAGCUUCCCAAGGACCAGGUCUACCGCAUCCCUCCUCCGGAGAAUGCCCGUCGUUACCAAAACUACACUCGCAAGAAAAAUCGUCGGAGUUGCUGUUGUCUCUGUUGGUUAAUCGGCAUUGUAUUCACUCUGAUCAUGCUCGUUAUCGUCGCGGCUUGCGUUUUUUACUUGAUUUUCCGACCGCAAGUGCCUCAAUUUUCAAUCGAUGGCGUCGCCGUUCAGGGAAUGAACCUUACGUCGUCUUUGUCUACGAUUUCGCCGGAGUGUGCCGUCUCCGUUAGUGAUGAUAACGGUAACAAUAAGAUUGGAAUCUACUACGAGAAAGGUAGCAUCGUUGAAAUUUUUUACAGAGACAUUAAGAUCUGUAACGGAGCGUUACCGGUGUUUUAUCAGCCGACAAAUAGCGUGACGCGGUUUCAGACUGUGUUGAAGGGUAACGUCGUUGCACUUGCGGUAUCGGACCGGAGGGCGUUGGUGAGGGCAGUUGCGAAACGGAGCGUGCCGUUAACGUUGAAAUUGAGGGUACCGUUGAAAUUUAAAGUGGGAUCCGUUAAGACGGGGCAGUUCCUAGAAUAUAAGAUGGAAUGUGAUCUGACGUUGGAUCAGUUAACGGCGCAGUCGAAGAUCACCGUUAUUGAGGAUUGUAAUUCUGGAUUUUAUUUUGGUUCUGACUAACAUAUGUACAUGUUAACAUUUGCCUCUUAUUUUUAGGGAUUAAAAUCAUUGUUUUGAUUCAGCGAUAUGAUGAAACCGUUUGAUUUUGAUAUUGAAUACUUGUUUUGAUUUUUACCCAAAUAUUACAAAUAUUUGAGAGAGAAAGAAAAAAUGACAAUGUAUGGUCGGUGUAAAUCAAUGGUAAACCAAACCAUGCAUUUCCGUUAAAUUUUGUAUUUACGUGUAAAAUAUACAUUAUUUGAUUUUUUUUACAAUAAA
Cicer arietinum (chickpea) is the source of this 1154-nucleotide messenger RNA. RefSeq names its product NDR1/HIN1-like protein 13. Gene Ontology annotation, biological process: defense response to other organism. Gene Ontology annotation, cellular component: plasma membrane. NCBI's taxonomy places the organism in Eukaryota, Viridiplantae, Streptophyta, Magnoliopsida, Fabales, Fabaceae. The record is from RefSeq and is a predicted model, not a curated record.